Corapipo altera (White-ruffed manakin) is the source of this 3154-nucleotide messenger RNA. RefSeq names its product 5-hydroxytryptamine receptor 6 (gene HTR6). Gene Ontology annotation, biological process: G protein-coupled receptor signaling pathway, coupled to cyclic nucleotide second messenger; chemical synaptic transmission. The transcript has 3 exons. Lineage: Eukaryota; Metazoa; Chordata; Aves; Passeriformes; Pipridae. The record is from RefSeq and is a predicted model, not a curated record. Gene Ontology annotation, cellular component: membrane; dendrite. Gene Ontology annotation, molecular function: G protein-coupled serotonin receptor activity; neurotransmitter receptor activity. Bases 1050 to 2084 code for a protein of 344 amino acids.
UUUCUUUAAGGCGAAAAAGAGAACUCUCAGGCUGGCACUUCGUGUAGUUUAGCCCAGAUCCCUGUUUUAAUUAGCGUUUCAUUUCAUCUCCUCCUCUCCCUCUCCAGCCCCACCUCCUUGGAAUCAGCAUUUCUGCAUCCUUUCCUGUGCAUUGCAGAGCAGCAGGUGGAAGUCUGGCUGGCACCUGCACACACUCACACACACACCCUGCAGGCUGGACGCACCUCUGCCGCGGGAGAGAACCCUUCCCACACUCCGGAUCUUCCUCCUGCCGAGCGAGCUGGGCUGGGAGCAUCCCAGUCCUCGCCUCAAGCUGCUCUGCCUCCCCACGCCGGCUCUGGCUGCAGCACCAGCAGCACCCGGGCACGGAGGACCUCGGGAGGCCCCGGGGAGAGAGCUCUGCAGGGAGCCAAGCCCAGCUGGGGGGUAAGAGCUGAGCCUCGGGGGGCUGGAGCAUCCCCAGUAUCUGGGGCGUCCUGGAGUCCAGAUCAUCCCCAACAUCCAGGGUAUCCUGGGUACGGAGCAUCCCUGGCAUCUGGAGUAUCCUGGGAUCCAGAGCAUCCCCAGCAUCUGAAGUAUCCUGAGUGCAGAGCAUCUGGAGUAUCCAGAGCAUCCCAGGGGCUUAUUAUUCCCUGGUCCAGCGCAUCCAGAGCAUCAGAGAAUCCAUAACAUCCUGCCAUCCCUGGCAUCUCGAGUAUCCUGCCAUCCAGCAGAUCCCCAGCAUCCAGCAGCAGCAUCCAGGGACAUCCCAGAGCAGGGGCAUUUGCAGGGACAAGGCACUGCCUGGCUGUGAGUAACAGGGAGGGAACCUUGCUUCUGCUGAUCGGCUCCUGGGAAUGUCACUCUGCCCUGAGCACCAGUGAAGAGAGAGAGCAGGGGAAGAGAGGGAGACGACGAGGAGGAGAGGGAGAGGAGGAGGAGGAAAGGAGAGGAGAGAGGAGGACAGACACAGAGCAGACAGAUGGUCGUUCUUCCCCUGGAUCCAGCUCUGGUGAUGAUCACGUAGCACAGGUCACGCCAGAGAAGGUCCCCCCAACCCCAAAGCUCCCAUGGAGGGUGACCUGGGGGCCCCCAAUUCCAGCAUGCUGGGGGAGCACUCGCUGCUCGUGGGGAGCAGCUGGGUGGCUGCUUUCCUGUGCUUCAUCAUCCUGCUGACCACGGCAGGGAACUUCCUCCUCAUCCUCCUCAUCAUCACUCAGCGCUCCCUCCGCAACACCUCCAACUACUUCCUGGUGUCCCUGUUCAUGUCAGACCUUAUGGUGGGGCUGGUGGUGAUGCCCCCAGCCACGCUCAACCAGCUCUAUGGGCGCUGGGUGCUGCGGGGGGACUUCUGCUCCCUCUGGGCCUCCUUCGACGUCAUGUGCUGCAGUGCCUCUAUCCUCAACCUCUGCAUCAUCAGCCUGGACCGGUACCUGCUCAUCAUCUCCCCGCUCAAGUACAAGAUGCGCAUGACCUCCUGCAGGGCCCUCUGGCUCGUCCUGGCCACCUGGACCGUGGCUGCGCUGGCCUCCUUCCUGCCCAUCAAGAUGGGAUGGCACGAGCUGGAGUUCGAGGAGCUCUCCCUGAACGUCACCUCGUGGGGGGACGAAGACCAGUGCCGGCUGGUGGUCAGUUUGCCGUAUGCCCUGGUCGCCUCUUGCCUCACCUUCUUCCUCCCGUCUGCUGCCAUCUCCUUCACCUACUGCCGCAUCCUCCUGGCUGCCCGCAAGCAGGCGGUGCAGGUGGCUUCCCUCACCUCCAACAUGGCCACCACCACCACUGCUGAUGACACCAUGCCACAGAUUCCCUGUGUCCCAAGCCAGCCCAUGGCCGGCAGUGAAAGCAGGAGGUUCACCAACAAGCACAGCAAGAAGGCACUGAAGGCCAGUCUGACCCUGGGCAUUCUCCUGGGCAUGUUCUUUGUGGCCUGGCUCCCCUUCUUCAUUACCAAUGUGAUGCAGUUUUCACACAUGGAUCACCUCCAUUUCACCUACUGCACUGAGAGGAGUGAUGGAAACACAUCCUAUGACUCAUGGAUAAGAGGUUUGGAGCUGCUUCAGCCCAUGGAACAUCACGUCUUCUUGGAGCUGCGUUUCCUCUCCUGACUUGGAGCAUGUCUGUCUCAGUUUCCUGUUAAGCAGUGAGUUAUAGCCCAGUGAAACCAUCGUGUUUAAUCAUGGAGAGCUGCACUGUGGGGGUUCAAUUGGGUGCAGAAUGUCCAACACUGAUUUUUGGAUGUUCUGUGGAGGUGUGGGGAUGCAACUCGUCAUGGCUUUGUGGGUUGUGUGACAGUAGUAAUGGGAUCAGUGCCUCUUACAGCUCCAUCCUACAGCUUCCCAUUCUUGGCACAGGACCACCACACUUCUCUCUGACAAUCCGUUAAUUUUUAGAUGAUGCAAUUAGAAAAUACACUCUCACCCCCUUUCAAAUAGGAAUCUAAAGAAAUACUGUCUUUUAAAUGACAAUUCCAGGCCACCUCCACCCAGCCCACCCCCACCAUAGCCAUAAGCAGAGAGAACAGUGAGUAAUGUGGCAAGUGGGCUCUUAAAAAAAUCAAUAAAACAAAUGAUUUUAGUAAAUUCUUCCUCAAGUGCCUUUGGGCUGCAGAGCUGGGCUGACAGUUGGCUGCUGUGCCCUCCCUGAACCCCUCCCCUCCAAGCCUUCUGCCUAAUUCUCAGCUCCCAUUAACGGGUUUGACUGUGCUCUUGGAACUCACCAGUAUCCAAACAGACACAGAGCAUCCCCUGGAUAUGGAAUGCUGGAAGAAACAGCCACGCUCCAAGCAAAUCUCACUAGUUUUCUUUCCAUGUUGCCCAUGGAUGUUCCAGAACUGAACAAGAGUUUUUAUGACCAACUUGACAUUUACUUGGUACUUUGUACCCCCUGGGAGCCAGCACUGGCCCAACAGUCAGGGAUGAGCGACUGGGACACACUGAGGGUUCAUCAGGUUCAAACCUCAAACUGUUCAAUACAUUUUCCCCUGGAUGUGGGGACAGAGAGCCUGGGGCUGGUGUCAAGCAUAGAGGUGUCAAGCAUCUUCCCACAAAACAGUUUUAUAUAAAGCCACACUUUGACUACAACUCCUGUUAAAAAGGAGCAGGAAAAUGCACGAUGGAGUCUGGAAAUCCGUUAGGUACUAAAUUAGCCUUGGGAGAUGGACAGAGAGAGAGAGAGA